AUGUGGACCGGGUCAAGCUUUGGGGUGAACAUGAAAGGGCAGCGAUGGCUGAACGGUUGGAAAGGCACGAGCAGAACGAACCUGUGGUAUCUUCGGCAGAGCUCCUUCCAAGAAAUUCAAGCGCUCCUCUCUUUGCGGAGGGCACACCAGAUCCACGCAGCUCACGAGCAAGCCCUUCAGCUGCAAAAACGGGAGGGUCCUUCGAAGGCCGAGGUCUGGCAACGAAAAGGGAACCGGAGAGUUGCCCCAAAUGAACGCAUCUCGUGCUCAUCACCAGCGUUCGAGGACUUCGCAAAGUCCUUUGCUGCUACACACAUGAAAGUAGGAGAAAAGAUGCACGUACAACGGCCAGUCAAGCAGGAACCCGAGCGGGACGAAGAGCCUGACGUCGAGAGGACUGACGACGGGCCUGGGCUGUUGCUUUGUGUGCAUGGAGGCAAGUUCCGUCUACUGGUUUUCCUAAGGAUCGUCAGGAGCCGAAAGGACCACAACUUUUGCCCACACUGUCUCGACUUUGAGACAACGUUGACCGCAGUUGAGCGGGAGCUGAGAAGCGUUGGUGCGAAGAGCAAACAAGUCGGAACUGCCCCGCCGCAUUGGAUGACGCAGCGUUUGAGGACUCUCCAAAGCGAGCAAAAACGCUUGGAACAACAAUACGGGAAGCACGAAAUGUGGUGGCGCUCGAGGCGACUAUUCGCUAGAACGCUAGAGGAAGUGGCGAAAGAUCAGCUCCGUGCGCUUGGACAGACGUCGACGUCACACCCGUUCGCCAGCAGCGCCAGCAGUAUGGUCUGCCAGGAGGAUAAAAAAGGACUACUCAAUCUGCCCAUCUUCCAACGGGAUCCAACAAGUGCACCUCUAGAAAAGACUGUGAUCGAGCCACACGGGAUCAUAGACUGUCGGUCUCUGGAAGCUUGGGAAAUCCUUAUAAACAAAGGCCAGAACGUUGGGGGCGAAGCGUUCGUCGCAAUCAACGUGCUACUGGCCUGGGCGCUGUCCAAUUUGAAUGGCGAAAAGGUGUUUGUCAACCUGCUCGACAACGCCUCGGACCUGCACAACCGGUUCCGCUUCUGCUUACAGCAAUUCCUUGUGGAUCUGGGUGUUGUCGAGCGAGCGGCGGUCGUUUACCUGCCCGCACACCACGCGAAGCACUUCAUGGACGCCGUACAUGGCUACCUGGAGAUAGCUUCAAGGACGACGGACAUCUUUUCGCGUGACAACCUCGCCGCCUUGUGCUCAAGCCUUCCCCGGGUCCACGGCACAUGCGCAAACCCCGAGCUCUUCGAGAACCUCAACGACUUUUUCAGGAACCACUACAACUCGGCCAGCAUGCCAAACAUCAAAGCGCACGCCCUUGUAGUCGCCUCGAAGGAGCUUAACGGGGUUGUCCUGCUCAAAGAGAAUCCGGAGGACAACGCAUGGAAGAGUUGGCAGAUGCGGCCGAUGAAUGCGAGUUCCGGACUCAAACGUCACGCUUCCCGAGCGCCUGGACCUCACCUCUUUCGAAGCGCGCUCCCCGGGGUCCAUUCUCCGCCCAGCAGUGCGAACCGGAUGGAGGCCUGGGAGGUUGCAGCCUUUCAUAGGUGCCCCCGCGAGCGCGUUGAAACGGUCCCUGCGGAGAAUGCAGAAACCCUGUUGCUCCAGCCGCAAGAGAGUCUGAGGUUCUCUUCUGCUCGCUUUCACGGCCUAUUGGAGCUCCGCAACGAUGCGUCCGCCAGCAAAUCGCUGAAGUCGGUGUUCGAAAGCGUGUUGGAGAUCCCAAAAUUCAAAGUCGCAGUUGUUGCGAGCGGACAAGAAGCGUUCAGCCCGGAGGCGUUCAUCAAGGAAAGCCGCUCUCCGUUUGCAGUUUUCGCUUGCCAGAUUCUUGACGUGAAUCAGAGCCUGCUCGAGGGGCACACGGUUAUUCCCCUCCAAAAGCGAGCAGCAAAAGAGGCGCCGGCCUUAAGCCCAACUCGCCAGCAAACAAAGGAACUUGCUCACAUGAAAGUCGUGGGUCUGUUCUCACCGGACGUCGACGAGCUCCGGGAGUGGGCGGCCGCAUGGGGCUGCCGAGAGGAAGACGUUCUGGACUGGUUCCUGGGCCGUCGAGGGAAGGCGGUCGACGAAGAGGGCCCCCCGCCCAAGAAGGCCAGGAUGCCAAAGAAGAGUGCGCUUGCAGCGGCGGCGCCUGCGGGGAAGGGAGCGGAGGAGGCGACGAAGAGGACAAAGAGGAAGCGAGGCAAGGAGCGGAACGGAGCGGAACGGCGGACGGAACGGAACGGAACGGAACGGAAUGGCGCGGUGAUUGGGCCGCAAGCGAGCGGUCUAGGGCACAUCGCGGAGAUGGACGUGCAACAGAAGGGAGCGCCCGGGAGUGAAAGAGAAAACGGAGCAGGAUUGGGAGGCGAAGCAGAAGAAAGGUUGAGAAAAGGAACAGAACCGAGGGGAGAAUGGGAAGGCGGGGACAGCGCCGUAAAGAUUGAGCAGAUUCGUGAGACUAGAGAGGAACCCAAAGACAAGACGGAGGGGCUGGCGCCGCAGUCAGGGUUGAGGGCGGGACAGGGAAAGGUCCCAAAACCGCUCUGCGCAAACACCUCUCCGCAGGCGUCAAAAACGGAGAGAAAGCGGCCGGCGGCAGAUGCAAAGACGGCUGCCGCGACCAAGCGGAUGCGAGCCCAAGCUGCUGCAUACAAGGCGAGCAUGCAGGCGGACUCGAGCAUCCUGGACCCGACCUGGUUCUCCGACCAGCAGCGAUUGUCGGGUGACCAGUUGUCCAACGUUUUCUCGACUCUGUACAUAAACCCCCCGGCAGACCUAGCGCCCAUUCCCACGUUCACAAACGAGCAUCUCGCUAUGAAGCUGAUUGAAAUCUCAAACGGAAGCAGAGCGUGGCCCUCGAAAAUCGUUCAGAAAGUGAAGGAGAUGAACGGUUGUGCAGUCUUUGUGGUCGGGGACUGCUCUCAUUGGAGGUCGGUUUUUCUAGAUGGGCGAAGCAAAACCGUCUUCCUGUUUGACCCCUACUUCGAGAAGGCGUUUGGAGGCGGCGGCCUCGAAGAGGCUCUAAACAGAGCAUUCAGCCAGAGCGAAGGCUGGGGACAUGACCGGAUCAAGCUACGGUUGCAAUCCAACGACUUCCAAUGCGGUGUGUCGGCAGCCUUUUUCCAGGAGCAGGUCCUCCAAUUCGUUUGGAGAGGGGAGGCGGAGGGCUACGUUCAAAGGUUCACUGAGUUCUUCCUGCGGGAGGUGCAGGCCGAAGGGCUCCGGCCACUUCCUUACGGCAAGGCGCCUUCUAAAAACCAGAGCCUGCCAAACAAAGAAUUCAUCCAGAAGAAAAGGACAGCCCUAAGAAGUCUCCUGGAGAACCGCAAGGAGUUUCUACCCCUACAGCCAGGCGGCGCACAGCCGCGCCCGCAACCCGUAGCAGAAAGACCCGAAAGCUCCGCCCCGGCUGCGCCUCCAACUGCCUCGCAGCCCUUUCCUCGAACAAGUUUGAAGAGCAGCGAACAAAAGGGGAAACUUCCUAAGAGCGCUUACCAGGAGCCUGCUCAUCCUCGGGAUAGUGCCCUCCCCACAACCGAAUGCAAACAACAGGGGACUCUUCCAGAACUAGGUGGGGCACAAUCCGGAUUUGACGAGGGGUCUCCUCCGGCGCCAGGUCCAAGUCACGCGACACCUGCGACAGCGAAAGGGAGCUGCAAGGGAUCAAAGGAGGACAACAAGACUGCGGAAAGGAUGUUAUUAGCCGACAUUGCCACAGAUCUCCCCAUCGGACAAGCAGAGAGGGCAGCCCUGCUGGAUGCAUCGACCGCCACUACCAAACCCAACACCGCUGUGUGCUCUGUAGCUUGGCGUCAUGCUCCCGCAGAGAUAAAACAGAAAUGCACAGACCUUGCGCUAGUUGACCGAGAGCGGGCUCAGAAAGACCGGGCAAGUGCACUCGCUCUGAUCAGUGGCGCGCAGGACAUUGAACCAGAGACGUAA
Klebsormidium nitens is the source of this 3960-nucleotide messenger RNA. The record is from the annotation of a GenBank genome assembly. Lineage: Eukaryota; Viridiplantae; Streptophyta; Klebsormidiophyceae; Klebsormidiales; Klebsormidiaceae.